Rhineura floridana is the source of this 771-nucleotide messenger RNA. RefSeq lists its product as uncharacterized. The annotation marks the transcript as partial. The transcript is spliced from 4 exons. The record is from RefSeq and is a predicted model, not a curated record. Lineage: Eukaryota; Metazoa; Chordata; Lepidosauria; Squamata; Rhineuridae.
AGCUGUCUGAAGGCGCUAGCUCGCUGGAGCCAGUUAUGGAGGGCGUCUUGCAUUCCGACUCGCGGGGUUGCCUGCUACACCUAUGGGAAACUGUGGCAAGAGGCCCGGGUGGCCCUGAAGGAGCUUCUGGGCCAGGAGCUGCCCGCCCAGCCGGCGAAGCCGGAGCGCAGCCGGACGCUCUUCUUCCACACGGUGGCCACCCUCUACCUGCGCUACGUGCAGACGGCGCGGCGCCUGGAGGCCUGCUACGACCAGGUGGUGCACCCCCAGAAGCGCCUGGUGCUCCGGCAGCUGCUGGACGGCGUGCUGGGCCGCAUCCUGGAGCUGAAGCAGGAGCUGGUGGAGCUGGACCUCUCCGAGUACCACUUCAUGGACCACGUGCUGGAGGAGCUCAAGCUCACGCCGAGAAUGAAGAAGAAACCAGAAGUUGUGGUCACAAUCAAGAAUGUCAGUCUACACAGGAAGGAAGAGUUAUCAGGAAAUCAAACGAUAGGUGCAGUUGAGGAACCAGGAGCUCUCCUCUAUCUAUCCUUUUUAACCCAUGCACACCUAACCCACCAGUUCAAGCUGAACCACAUAUUUCCAACAACAUUUGUAUUAAAUACAAGAAGCCUUCUGUCAGUGUUAGUGGUUGACAACUUUUGCCACAAACGGCCUCUGUGGAUGAAAUCAAAGGCAGAAGACUACUCAGGUGGCAUUUAUGCCUUCAUCUUUGCUGGUAAUGACUUUGGGCCCAUCCAGAAGACAACAGAGGAGACCUAUGACUUCUGA